Messenger RNA from Dictyostelium purpureum, 756 nucleotides. RefSeq lists its product as uncharacterized. Lineage: Eukaryota; Evosea; Eumycetozoa; Dictyosteliales; Dictyosteliaceae. The record is from RefSeq and is a predicted model, not a curated record. Bases 1 to 756 code for a protein of 251 amino acids. The transcript has a single exon.
AUGGCUGAUGAACAAAAUCAACAAACAACAGAGAACAAAGAAGAAGAUAUAAGCAACACUCAGGAAUUUUCUCAAGAAAUACAUGAUGAAAUAGAUACUGAAAUUAAAAAUCAAAUUAAACUUGAUGGUAUUAAAUGUUUUGAGGCCACAUACAAAGAAGUUGUUGAAGAAAAUGAAAAGUUAAAGAAUGAUGUUAAAAAAUUGUUAGAAUUAACUAGAAUAUAUGAAGAACACAUCAGAAAAUUCGAAACUGAAAUAAGAGAUCUUAAAACUAAAAUGAGCCAAAAACAUCCUAUCUUAGAAAUUGGUCAACCAUUUAGUUUUAAUAAUAGACAAAAUAAAUUCAUAUAUGAUACACCAAAAAUAUUACAAGUACCUGGCUAUGAUGUAAAAAUAAUUAAAGCAAAGGAGUUAAAAAGUGGUCAACUAGUUGGUUUUAAUAGAGAAAAUAAAUUCAUUUAUGGUUUUGGCUAUCUAAAUGGAAACAAUAUUUUGUUUUUUGAUCAAGACACCAAUAAUUCAAUAUUAAAGUCCACUUUGGUUGUUUCUUUUGAUAUCUUUUCCAAAAAAUCAAAAGGAUAUCUAACCACAGAAGACUACAUUGUGUUGGAGCCUAAAGUUAUAGAAAAAUGCAGUUCUGAAUUGGCCUCAUAUUCCAAAGUUUUAUUAGAGGAAGCCAUUAAUGAUAUUGCCACUGAUUUAUGUUUCAUGGAUAUGGAGGUGUCAAAAAAGUUAAAACAUACAUUACAGACAUAA